AUGGGAUUUACUGCUCAUUGGAUUGACGACCAGUGGAAACUUGUUAGUCGCUGUCUUGGAACAAAAUUCGUGCCUCAAGAUCACACAGCAACCAAGCUGGGUGAAUGUAUGGAAGACGUCAUGAAACACUGGGAACUGGAUCCGAAAAAGUUAUCAGCCAUUACAACCGACAACGCAGCCAACGUUUUGAAGGAGUGUGCAACGCGUUGGGGCUCAACUCACCGAAUGAUCAGCAAGUUUUUGAAAAGUAAAAAAGCACUGCGUAGGGUGUUGAACAAGGACAAGGAUACGGCACAUCUGGUUCCAAAAUGGCAAGAUAUAGAAGUUUUAGAAGCAGUCGAUGCUGCUCUUUCUCCACUUGCUCAAUUUACUGAUAUAAUGUGCGCAAGCAAGUACGUAACCAUUUCUGCUCUGAAGCCCGUCCUGUAUCGACUGAAACACGAAGAGCUUGCAGUUGGAGAAAAAGAUCUUCCACUUACUGCCAGUAUAAAGAAAAACAUCAUGAAAUACCUUGAAGACAAAUAUGCGAGUGACGAAAAGCAACAGCUAAUGAAUGUCACUUGCUUUCUUGAUCCCAGAUACAAGAGUGAUUUCUUCCCGGACAACGAAGAACCUGAAGCCGAAGGUUGUGACAUUGAAACUGUGUGCGAGUUAGAUGCAGUCAAAGAGACCCUUCUAAAAGACGCAGUUUUUCUCAAGAUGCCUGAAGAGACCGUAGAGGAACACAGUAACCAGCCACCGCCAAGUAAGAAAGCUAAGAAGACCCUUGGCUCUCUCACAAGUAUGAAGAAGAUCAAACAAUCGCCGUCGCCAGCCCAGUCACCACGAGAUCGCGUGGCAAACGAAAUUGCCCGAUAUUUGCAAUUUCCGACGAUCGAUGGAGAUGACGACCCACUCCAGUGGUGGAAAUUCCACGAGAAUGACUUUCCUCUCCUGUCGCAGUAUGUCCGACGAUACCUGGCGAUUCCCGCGAGCAGUGCUCCAACUGAAAGACUUUUUAGUAAAGCGGGACAGAUAGUUACGGCGAAGCGAGUAAACCUCAAGCCAAGCCAGGCAAACAUGUUAGUGUUUCUCGCAGAAAAUUUAUAA
This is a messenger RNA of Dendronephthya gigantea, 1089 nucleotides long. Its product is annotated as zinc finger BED domain-containing protein 1-like. Gene Ontology annotation, molecular function: protein dimerization activity. Bases 1 to 1089 code for a protein of 362 amino acids. The record is from RefSeq and is a predicted model, not a curated record. The transcript is spliced from 3 exons. NCBI's taxonomy places the organism in Eukaryota, Metazoa, Cnidaria, Anthozoa, Malacalcyonacea, Nephtheidae.